AACUACACUACCCAGCAUGCAACGGGAGUUAUGAGCAUGCGCGGUAGCCAGAGAUGUGGUGGUGUAUGUGGCCAUGCCGGGAGCUAGAAUGUUGUGAUGAGCACGCUUUAUGAGUAAACGUUUAGAACUCAGCCAACACGCCUCGUCUGGAUUAUUUACAAAAAGACAGACAACACAUGGUGUCAGAAGUGGCCGUGAGCAGCGUCGGACGGAAUGUUUGCCACGAGGGAGCCACGAAAGACGAGCGGAAGGAAGAUGUCUCCGGUCGCGUGAGUGAAAACGUGCGAAGGACGCCACAUUCCUGAGGAGUUUGCUGCGUGUGUGAAGACUUUGAGUGGCGGUAAAGUGACACAGAGGACAAGGGACAGAUUGAACGAAUAGAAGAGGAUCUUGUGCCCGAGUUGGAGGAAAGCCAACAACACAAAGAGCUGUGGAGUCCCGGUAACUACCCCAAAGUACAGCCAUGGAAAAGCUAAGUCCACCUAGCCCAAUGCUACUAAAUGCUAAUCUUGCCGAUAACUGGAAGCGUUUUAAGCAAAGAUUUAAUAUAUAUUUAGCAGCAAGCGGAGCAGGAGCUGAUAAUGAAAAGCUGAAAGCUCACAUUCUUUUGCAUGUUAUUGGAGAAGAUGCUUUGGACAUAUAUAAUAGCUUUCAGCUGGAUGAAGCUAAUUUGACUCUGGAACAGCUAAUGACAAAGUUUGAAGAAUACUUUGUGCCUCGUCAAAACGUGACAUUUGAGAGGUAUAAGUUUUUCACACAUGACCAAAAGCAAGGAGUACCUUUUGAUCAGUACAUGGCAGAGCUUCACACGCUAAGCAAAACAUGUGAAUUUGACACUCUGAGAGACUCAUUAGUGAGAGAUAGAAUUGUUUGUGGUACAAUGGAUAAUGCACUGAGAGAAAGACUGCUUCGAGAAACUGGGCUUACGUUAGAUAAGUGUGUCAGUAUGUGUAGAGCAGCUGAGACCACCAGAGCUCAAGCAAAAGAGCUACGGAGAGGUGAAACAACAGUGCAUGCCAUACAUAAAGAACAAUGGAAAAAUAAAAUGUGUACCAAACAAAAGGAUCAAAAAGACAAAUCCAUGGAAUUUAAAUGUGGUAAAUGUGGAGGCAGCCACAAGCCGAAAUAUUGUCCUGCAUAUGGAAAAACAUGUAACAACUGUGGAAGGAGCAAUCACUAUGCAAAGUGUUGCAAAGCAGCUUCAAGAAAGAAAGUUCACACAGUUGAAGAAGAUGAUGAUAAGGAGGAGUUUAUUGUCAAUGUGGUGCAAGCAUGCACAAUUGAAAAAGAAGAAUGGAUUGUUCCAAUUACAGUGAAUCAGACAACAAUACCAUUCAAGUUAGAUACAGGUGCUCACGUAAACCUGCUAUCUUUGGAAGAUUACAAAACACUGACUGUAAAGAGCAAAAUCCAUCCAGUAAAAACCAAAGUAAGUGGAUACACUGGAGAACGAGUUCCUGUUAAAGGCGGAUGUAUUGCAACUUUUAAACACAAGGGUCGACAAAUGAGAGCACAGCUACUGAUCGUGGAUAUGAGUGUACAACCAAUCCUGGGACUCAGUGCAUGCACCAAGCUCAAUCUUGUCAAAAGAGUGUUUGUGGUGACAUCUCAAGAAACUACAAAUGCUCAGGACACACUCAUGGAAGAGUAUAAGGACUGCUUUCAAGGACUUGGAUGUCUACCUGGACUACAUAAAAUAUGUGUAGAUAAAAAUGUGUUUCCUGUUGUGCACCCAUGCAGGAAAGUCCCAUUUGCUCUGCGUGAAAAACUGAAAGAUGAACUAGCGCGAAUGGAAAAGUUGGGAGUCAUUAAAAGAAUAGAUGAGCCAACUGAAUGGGUCAGCUCGCUGGUUGUUGUGCAAAAGAAAACAGGUGCCCUAAGAAUAUGCUUGGAUCCAAGAGACCUAAAUAAAGCAAUCAGAAGAGAGCAUUUCAAGUUACCAACCAGGGAAGAGAUCAUGGCACAAUUUGCUGGAGCAAAAUGGUUCAGCAAAUUAGAUGCUUCAUCAGGUUUCUGGCAGAUGAAGCUUGGCGAGGAGAGUUCAAGACUGUGCACAUUUAACACCCCGGAGGGCAGGUACAGGUUUCUUCGUCUACCAUACGGCAUCUUGUCAGCGCCUGAAGUAUAUCAUAAGACCAUUCACAUGAUUUUUGAGCACAUACCCGGAGUUGAGACAAUGAUGGAUGAUAUCAUAGUGUGGGGCUCAACCCGAAAAGAACACGACGAAAGACUGAGACAAGUGCUAGACAAGACAAGGGAGGUGAACCUGAAACUUAACAAAGAAAAAUGUGAGUUUGGAGUGAAGUCACUUACCUUUGUGGGAGAUGUUGUGAGUGAAGAGGGCGUGAAGCCAGACCCGAGAAAAACUUCAGCAAUCAACAACAUGGAAAGGCCAACCAACAAAGAUGAGGUCAGACGUUUCCUGGGGAUGGUCACCUAUCUUGCCAAGUUUGUCCCACAACUGUCAACACAGUCAGCACCUCUCAGGAGUCUUCUUGAACAAAAGAAUGAAUGGAUAUGGUCCCACGAGCAAGAACAAUGUUUUCUGAAACUGAAAGAGACUCUUACACAGGAGCCCGUGUUAAAGUUUUAUGACCCCGAGAAGAGCACCAGGAUCUCGGCAGAUGCAUCGCAGUACGGCCUGGGAGCAGUGCUACUGCAGCAACAUGAAGAGCAGUGGCUACCUGUCGCCUAUGCUUCCAGAGCACUGACAAGUGCAGAGACCAGGUAUGCUCAAAUUGAAAAAGAACUGUUAGCAAGUUUGUAUGCAUGUGAGCGUUUCCAUCAAUAUGUAUAUGGACAGAUGUUUCAAGUGGAAACCGAUCAUAAACCGUUGGUGUCUAUCAUGAACAAACCGUUGAAUGAUUGUCCAGUACGAAUACAGCGCAUGCUAAUUCGACUGCAAAAAUAUGACGUGCACAUGAUAUAUACACAAGGAAAAUAUAUGUACACAGCCGACACAUUGUCUAGAGCAGUGGACAAGAGAGAACUUGCAGACAGUGAUAAUAGCACAGAGAUACAGGCAUAUGUAGAUAUGGUAGUGACAUCUUUGCCGGUGACUGCAGACAGAACAGAACAAAUACGGAAAGAGACUAUUGCUGAUGAAACUAUGAAAGAACUCAAGAGCACAGUACAGAAUGGAUGGCCUGACAACAAAAAGGAUUGCCCCUUGAAAAUACAAGACUACUGGAAUUGUAGAGCUGAGCUUACAGUGGUGGAUGACAUAGUGCUAAAAGGGAGCAAAUUUGUUAUUCCGUACUCACUGCGCAAACAGAUGCUCGAAAAGAUACACGAAGGCCACCUCGGUGAAGUCAAGUGUAAAAGGAGGGCUAGAGAAGUAAUGUUCUGGCCAAGGAUCAAUCAGGAUAUUAGCCAAACAACAGCGUCAUGUGGAGUUUGCCGAACUUACAGGCCAAAACAACAAGCGGAGCCACUGAUGACUCAUCCAGUGCCCCACAGACCUUACUACAAAGUAGGAACGGAUCUAUUUGACUUUGAUGGAAGGAGCUACGUGGUAGUCACAGACUACUUUUCAAACUAUCCGGAAAUUGGAGCGUUGCAGUCAACAACGAGCAAAGCAGUUGUCAGUUAUUUAAAGACUGUUUUUGCCAGACAUGGUGUUCCAUGCGAACUGUUUUCCGACAAUGGUCCCCAGUUUUCUAGCUGUGAGUUUGCUGCCUUUGCCAAGGAAUGGGGGUUUCAACACUCCACAUCAAGUCCAACUUAUCCAAAGUCCAACGGCUUGGCAGAAUGCUCUGUAAAAACAGUAAAAAACCUGUUAAAAAAAUCACAGGACAAAGAUGACUUUCAGAAAAGUUUACUGAUCUACCGUAGUGCACCUCUACAAAAUGGACUGUCACCCGCCCAAAUGCUGAUGGGUAGGCGCAUUCGCUCCAACCUACCAGUCAACGAGGAUUUGCUGACACCCAAAGGCGCACACAAAAUCAGACACACUAAGGAAGUACAAAAAGCGAAGCAAAAACAGCUGCAUGAUAGAACGGCAAAACACCUGCCUAUGCUGAGGCCAGGAGACGUCGUGCGUCUCAGAGACAUUUCUACAGGCACCUGGAGACAAAAAGGACAGGUGGAAGAGGAAGUUGCUCCACGUUCGUAUAGGAUCCAGAUGGAAAAUGGACCGACUCUGAGAAGGAACCGCACGGAUCUUCAACUACAGCUGACUGAAGGCAACAUUGCAGCUCAGGAGAAGGCUCAACAGGACUCAGCUGGACCUGCAGAACUUGCUGACACGGAGCCUGACCUUGCUGACCAAGGACUGACAGCAGCGUCCGCGUCACCUGCUGUUGAGAGACUGUCUAACUCUAGACCGAAGAGACAUGUUCAGCCACCAAAGAGGCUGAUUGAGACUUGUUAAGGAUUCUGAGGUCUUGAGAGUUUAAAAAAAAAAAGUGUUGACAUAACUGUUUAUGUGUCUUUGUUGAAAGAGAUGUCUAUAAAGAGAAAAUUAUAUGAUUGCAAAUGUGGUUACAAUGCUAAACAAAAAAAAAAAAUAACACUUUGUUGAGUUAAACACUAUUUCUUUAUAGGGGGGAAGAUGUGAUGUUAUGUUCCAGGUAAUAUAAGAACUACACUACCCAGCAUGCAACGGGAGUUAUGAGCAUGCGCGGUAGCCAGAGAUGUGGUGGUGUAUGUGGCCAUGCCGGGAGCUAGAAUGUUGUGAUGAGCACGCUUUAUGAGUAAACGUUUAGAACUCAGCCAACACGCCUCGUCUGGAUUAUUUACAAAAAGACAGACAACACAAAAACAAGACAAAGCAAGGCCAAGUAAGGCAAGGCAAAAACACAAGAAACCACAACACCAUCACUGGAACAAUGAACCAGCAUUGCAAGAAAGGCGACACCGGCAGAUUAGGAUAGGAGAGUAAAACAGGCUUCAUAAGCAGUAGUGAAAUCACAGAAAGAAAGACCAAAAACAGGAAGUGGAACCAUAAUAAAAGCACAGGACAGGAAAAAACACUAAACACAGGAAAAAUAAUGUUCAAAACAAUCAUUAUGGAUCAUGGCCAAUACAGUUUGUUCUUUGCACUUCCAUCACAGUCUAGUUUGGCUCUACCAACAAACUCUCGUGCACUAGGGGGCGAUUGUGGUCAUU
Messenger RNA from Entelurus aequoreus (snake pipefish), 5109 nucleotides. RefSeq lists its product as uncharacterized. The record is from RefSeq and is a predicted model, not a curated record. Gene Ontology annotation, molecular function: nucleic acid binding. The transcript has a single exon. Gene Ontology annotation, biological process: DNA integration. NCBI's taxonomy places the organism in Eukaryota, Metazoa, Chordata, Actinopteri, Syngnathiformes, Syngnathidae. Bases 464 to 4372 code for a protein of 1302 amino acids.